ACCAUCCCCCACCCGCUUCUACCUCUUCAACUUGAGACUUCCAAAUGCCAAGUUCCCACCUUUGCAUAGCCGGUGCAGCUCAUCGAAGCUUCCAGGGUUGGGCAGAGGUUCCUCUCGACGGGGGCUCCGGCGAUGCAAGGCCCCCAUCGGUGCCAGGCCUAACGUGUUCCCCAUUUCAGUCCAGGGAACGGGAAAGGGGCCGCGGCUAGCUUGGGAAUGGGAGCUUUGCUCCUUCUAGCUCCCACGGACCCCACCCCCCAUCAGCCAGAUCCCUAGUCCCAGAAACUUCCGCAUGGUCCGAGGGUAGACCUGCAACAGGAAAAGUGUGGGGAAAGAGCACUCUCAUAACCAGUGAGAAGAACGAAACCCAGGCCAUCUUCCCCUCCAUCACCACCAUGAAGCUGCUUGCUUUAACUGUGCUGCUCGUCACCAUUUGUAGCCUUGAAGGGGCAUUGGUACGGAGACAGGCAGAAGAGCCAAGUCUGCAGGGGCUGUUUUAUCAGUACUUCCAGACUGUGACUGACUAUACCAAGGAUUUAAUGGAGAAGGCCAAGGCCCAGGAUUUUCCGGCUCAGGCGAACGCCUACUUUGAGAAGACUCAGGAGCAGCUGACACCCCUGAUCAAGAAGGCGGAAACAGGCCUGUUUAACCUCUUUAGCAGUUUCAUAGGACCCAAAACAGAGCCUGCUGCCAAGUGAGGUAUAGGGGCCAUUUUCCUGCAUCCCAGCUGGCCCCUAGAACACUCUCGGCCAAGUCUGGAGCCCUUUGCCCCACUCUCUGCUUGUUUUCUAUAAUAAAUA
Messenger RNA from Talpa occidentalis (Iberian mole), 800 nucleotides. It is a transcript of the gene APOA2, whose product is annotated as apolipoprotein A2. Gene Ontology annotation, molecular function: apolipoprotein receptor binding; cholesterol binding; phosphatidylcholine binding. Gene Ontology annotation, biological process: triglyceride-rich lipoprotein particle remodeling; lipoprotein metabolic process; cholesterol transport. Lineage: Eukaryota; Metazoa; Chordata; Mammalia; Eulipotyphla; Talpidae. Bases 396 to 698 code for a protein of 100 amino acids. Gene Ontology annotation, cellular component: spherical high-density lipoprotein particle; extracellular region; chylomicron. The record is from RefSeq and is a predicted model, not a curated record. The transcript has 4 exons.